Molecule: messenger RNA, 910 nt
Organism: Xyrichtys novacula (pearly razorfish)
Lineage: Eukaryota; Metazoa; Chordata; Actinopteri; Labriformes; Labridae
Source: the annotation of a GenBank genome assembly
CAGCUCUUAAAUAACAUUACCAGCUCUACCUUAUUUUGAAACAAGUUGGAGCUGCUAAAGGAUUAACAGGACUGUGACCAGCAGCAGAUUUGACUAAUCUAUAUGACAUUACUGGUAAAAUGUUCUCCAGCUUACAAAUUGCAACAGUUUUGCUUGGGAUUUCUCUACAUUCGCUCGGAAGCUCGGCCUAUGAGCUACAUGACACCAUCAAUACUCUGCAAGAAGAAAACCUCCACCUUCAGUACCGACUGGAAAACCUCACUCGAGCUCUCAGAGAUCUAAAACAUCUGCUGAUAGAGAACUCCAGAGGUAACACAGACGUAUCUUCUGUUUUCCUGAUUGGAAUUUCUCCAUAGUAAUGUUUUUCUAAUCUGAUGCAGUUUCUGGGAGGAGACGUGAAGCGGAUUUUCUGAAUGUGUGGAAGGAAUGGUUCUUACAUGGUAAGUCUCUCACUGAAAUCUGGCACGAUGAAACAGAUUCUGCCUUAUUACAUGAGUCUUUUUCUUGUGUUUUGCAGGCAUCAGUACAGAGACUCACCAAAUGUUGCAGCAGACUCUCUGUCUGACUGAGCCCCACAGCGCUGCUCAGCCUAUCCUGCCUACUCCUUGUCUCCUCUACCUCUCAGCUCUUGUCUUCUGGAUUUUUCUGUCAUGACUCAGCAAAAACACCCAUCGUCCCUCAGCUCAUUAUGACAACAUGUGUUGCAUACUUGAUUUACUCAUUCAAAAUAAGGAUUGCUUAUGAGUUAAGUUAUCCUUUUAAAUUAUGCUGUCAGUAAAUUUUGCCCUCCCUUAUUAUGACUAACUGUAAUUUUUCUGUACAAUUAAUUUUAUUCAGAAUCAAGGCAUACAAAUAGCCUACAGCCCUGUGCAAAUAACUCCUGUGUCCAGUAUGCAUUUUCCUGACCUGG